CAGGCCCAACGACGACGAUGGGGCUGUCGGCGUGGGUGGCGGACACGCUCAGCGUGCUGACCAUCCUAUCAUGUGGCUUCAUGAAGGUGCCGCAGAUCCAGCACGUGCGGCAGGCGAGGAAUGCAGACGGGCUGAUGCUGCAAGCCAUGAUCAUGGAGAUAUCAGGGUACACAACGAUGACGCUGUACAACUACACGAACAGCUACUCGCUCAUCACCUACCUGGAGUACCCGCUCAUACUGCUCCAGAGCUACGUACUGCUGUACUAUACCCUCAAGUUUAAGCGGAUGCUGUACAGGUCCGUGACGACGGCGUCCGUCGUCACGUACUGGACGAUCGUUGUCAGCUUCGCGACGGGCAUCUUACCGAGCUACAUACUUACCUAUCUGACGCCUCUGUGCACUCCUCUGAGCGGCAUGUCCAAGGUCAUGUACAUCAUCGGAAUCAUAAUGGACGGGAACGCUGAUGCUGUGUCGCUCACCACUUGGGUCAUCUCCAUCGCUACCAACUUGGCUCGCAUUUUCACCGUUUACAUGGACUCCCAGGACUUCAACCUCAUGACCAACUUCACCAUCUCCACAUUCCUCAGCACCGGGGUCCUGGUCACCGCCGUCAUCUUCAAGUGCGCUCCGGAGCCCCCGCCGCCGUGCCCCCCGGACCUGCCCCGCAGUCGCCGGAAGAGCACACACGUUGAUUAAGGGUUUUAAACAACUUUUAGAGCCAC
Messenger RNA from Cydia amplana, 724 nucleotides. RefSeq lists its product as uncharacterized. The record is from RefSeq and is a predicted model, not a curated record. The transcript has 5 exons. The coding region runs from base 18 to 698 and encodes 226 amino acids. Lineage: Eukaryota; Metazoa; Arthropoda; Insecta; Lepidoptera; Tortricidae.